AGACAGGAAGGUUCUAGGGUUCAUUUUUUGUAGCAAGAAUGGCGACGAGAAAUGCUCUACUUAGGUACCUCAGAGUCAAUGUCACGCCUACUCACCGAAGCUCCAGCAUCACUUCUCAUCGAGGCGUAGCUCCCUUUUCCGUUAUUCUUCGUUGUCAUUUCUCCGAGGAAGUCAGAGGAUCAUUCCUUGACAAAUCCGAAGUCACAGAUCGUGUUGUCUCUGUUGUCAAAAAUUUUCAGAAAGUAGAGCCUUCCAAGGUGACACCAAAGGCACACUUCCAGAAUGAUCUAGGGUUGGAUAGUUUGGACACAGUGGAGGUGGUUAUGGCACUCGAAGAAGAGUUUGGAUUCGAGAUACCUGAUAAUGAAGCAGAUAAGAUACAAUCCAUCGAUCUUGCUGUUGAGUUUAUUGCUUCCCACCCACAGGCAAAAUGAGCCUAGGAACUAAAUAUGUAUGAAUUGUUAAGCUGAAUAAAUGAAAAUCAAACGUGUUUCUUUGCUACACCUUUUCAGUUCGUCAUGUUGAUAAUCAUCCAUAAACCUUAUUUUUCUUCGUCAA
This is a messenger RNA of Eruca vesicaria subsp. sativa (arugula), 558 nucleotides long. NCBI's taxonomy places the organism in Eukaryota, Viridiplantae, Streptophyta, Magnoliopsida, Brassicales, Brassicaceae. The record is from the annotation of a GenBank genome assembly.